AUGAACACUCAAGUGUCCUUCCUGGAUGGGACUUAUACCCUGAUACACAUACCGUCAACUCUCUACGCCUCUCUCCUGCAACCCAUCCUGCGCGUGCUGCUGCCACAGGCACAAUGCGUCGACAGUGACCCAGCGACAGCACGCGAGGGUUCUCACAGGCACGCUCUGAACGACUCCCAGCACCACGCCUUUCUGAAUGUGAGCGUCACGCCCCUCGAGGUAUCUCUCGUGUGUCCGUCCGAAUGGGCCCAGGCCAUCUUCAAGCCUGCCCUGGAAAGACUCCCGCACAAAGAAGCGAAGACGGUACACCUAUCCCGUGAUGAGUACCUAGUACUCUCCGUGAUCAGCGCGGGGCUGGAUGCAGCCAGGAGGGUCAUGGAGCUGACAAGCCCACUCGCGCUGGCCGGCAUCCCCAUCUUCUUCAUCUCCACCUACUACUCCGACUUCAUCCUCGUGCCGGCCAAGGCCAAGGACAAGGUCAUCAAGGCCUUUGAGGAGAAAGGGCUGCACCUCAGCGGGGACCAUGGCCAAUUUGUCAACGACUGCGCCGCCGGCAGCAGGACGGUCACACCAGAGCGGAGCACCACACCACCGCCACUAGAGUCGUCAGCGGAGAUUGACGUCCAGACACGCGCCUUCGACACCCUCAAGAAGACCAGUGUUCUACCCCAGGUGAUUGACGACCUACAUCUGGUGCACUGCUCGGGCAAAGAGUUGGACCCUAUCACAGACGAGGUAUAUGAUACCCGCCAUACCACAGGGAGACACACCAACGGCCACAAACCUCGGAAAAAGACGUGGGUCGAUACUGUCGACCCAAAGCUCUACACGUGCUUGAUCUCUGCUCUCGUCGCGGAACCCAAGUUCAUCUCGGUGACCCUGGCGCAAGGCGAUCCGCCCUCUCUGCUCCUGGACAAGUCUCUCCUGCCUCUAUUCGCGGACUCCAUCGUCGGGGACACCGACAACAAGCAAGUGCCCAUCUUCUUGGAUCUGGUGAAACUGCCUGUCGAAAUCAUUGGCAUCGUGUGCGGCGUGGCCGGCAGACUGGUCAGGGAUAUGCAAAUGGAAGCGAGCGCGGAGCUGUCUUACCUGUCCACCGCGAGGGCGGGCGUGGUCAUUUUGCCGGAGGAACAGGCCGGAAAAGCACUGGAUAUCCUACGACCGUUGCUGAAGAAGGAUGGAUGA
Molecule: messenger RNA, 1185 nt
Organism: Emericellopsis cladophorae
Lineage: Eukaryota; Fungi; Ascomycota; Sordariomycetes; Hypocreales; Bionectriaceae
Exons: 2
Coding region: 1-1185 (394 amino acids)
Biological process (GO): regulation of intracellular signal transduction; cellular response to L-arginine
Cellular component (GO): cytosol
Source: RefSeq, a predicted model, not a curated record